AUGGGAGUCUUAGUCUCAAUGGGCGGGUUCAUCUUCGGCUAUGACACCGGUCAGAUCUCAGGCUUUUUGGAAAUGGACAACUUCCUGCAGCGCUAUGGCGAGCCCAAUGGCGAUGGACAGUAUCACUUCACCAACGCACGUUCCGGAGUGAUAGUGGCUCUGCUCUCCAUCGGCACGCUGAUGGGCGCGUUGGCUGCUGCCCCCAUUGCAGAUCGCGUCGGACGCAAAUGGUCCAUUAGCGGGUGGUGCGUGAUCCUCUGCGCCGGCAUCACGGUGCAGAUAUCUGCUCCAGUUGGGAAAUGGUACCAAGUCGCCUUGGGCCGUUGGGUGGCAGGCCUCGGCGUGGGUGCUCUGUCUUUGCUCGUGCCUAUGUACCAGGGUGAAUCCGGUCCGAGGCACAUUCGAGGGUCGCUGAUCAGUACGUAUCAACUCUUCGUCACCCUUGGUAUCUUCGUCGCCUACUGUAUCAACUACGGAACUGAGGCCCGUAAUGACACCGGAUCCUGGCGCAUUACCAUGGGAAUCACCUACGUGUGGGCGAUCAUUCUAGGAGUGGGCAUUGCUUUCUUCCCAGAAAGUCCUCGCUACGAUUAUCGCCAUGGGAGAAUCGAAAGAGCCAUGAACAGCCUGGCCAAGGUCUAUGGCAUCCCGACAAACCACCGUGCCCUGCACCAGGAACUCGAAGAGAUCAAGCAGAAACACGAAGAAGAGAUGACCCGUGGCAACGUCACCUGGGGACAGAUGUUCCGUGCUCCCCGAAUGGCAUACAGAGUUGUCGUCGGGGUGUCUUUGCAGGCUCUUCAGCAGCUAACCGGUGCCAACUACUUUUUCUACUACGGUACGACUGUCUUUAAGGGAGCUGGUAUCCAAAAUAGUUAUGUCACCCAGAUGAUCCUUGGUGCCGUCAACUUUGGUACCACAUUCCUGGGUCUCUAUUUCAUUCAGAACUUUGGCCGUCGCAAGUCUCUCAUUGGGGGAGCCCUCUGGAUGUUCAUCUGUUUCAUGGUCUUUGCCUCAGUGGGCCAUUUCUCCUUGGACCGGGAGAACCCCGAGAAGACGCAUUCUGCGGGAGUUGUCAUGGUUGUCUUCGCCUGUCUCUUUAUCCUGGGAUUUGCAAGCACAUGGGGUCCAAUGGUGUGGGCCAUUAUUGCUGAACUCUACCCAUCCGAAUUCCGUGCACGAGCAAUGUCGCUGGCGACAGCAUCGAACUGGCUGUGGAACUUCCUCCUGGCAUUCUUCACGCCUUUCAUCACCAGUGCCAUCGACUUCCGAUUCGGGUACGUCUUUGCCGGCUGCCUUUUCCUGGCCGCGGCCCUGGUGUACUUUGCCGUCAUCGAGGGCAAGGACCGCACUCUGGAGGAGAUCGACACGAUGUACGUCAUGAAGGUGAAGCCCUGGGAGAGCUCCAAGUUCGUGUUCCCCGAGCGGACGGUCUACAACGAAACCGGUGGUAGUUCCUCCGACAAGGUCGAAGAUAUCGGAGCUUCCCACGUUGCCGACGGGACCGUGGAACUGGAGGAGACAAUCUCAUAA
Rasamsonia emersonii CBS 393.64 is the source of this 1533-nucleotide messenger RNA. RefSeq lists its product as uncharacterized. The transcript is spliced from 3 exons. Gene Ontology annotation, cellular component: plasma membrane. Gene Ontology annotation, molecular function: carbohydrate:proton symporter activity. The record is from RefSeq and is a predicted model, not a curated record. The coding region runs from base 1 to 1533 and encodes 510 amino acids. NCBI's taxonomy places the organism in Eukaryota, Fungi, Ascomycota, Eurotiomycetes, Eurotiales, Trichocomaceae. Gene Ontology annotation, biological process: carbohydrate transport; transmembrane transport.